GUGAACCGCUUGUUGGGUUGAUCAGCGGAAGCGCUGCUCAGGCUGAAGGAGGGCCGAAGCCGCUUGCGAAGCACAGGUGACCGACAGACUCUCCAGAGGAAGGCAUUGAGAAUAAAGGAAAAAGAUGUUGCCAAGGCCAAAGCCUGGGGAGUCCGAGGCAGAUUUGUUGAAAUUUCAGGAACAGUUCCUGGCAUCAGAGGCUUCGCCAGCAGUGAAGAUUGUAAAAAAGGCAGAUAAGAGAAGAGGGGAUGGGAGAGGUGGCGAUGAGGAGAGACUUCAACUGCCCCAUGACAGAGAUGUGGUGUCUUUAGAUAACUUUCCUGAUGUGCCCCCAGCUCUGACACCAGGUCCUCCAAAGAAAUCCAAGGUCAGAAGUACCCAUGUUCGCUUUGAGGAUCCAGAGGAGCAGCUGGAUCACAGUGAUCAACAUGUCACAGCGGUCCUCGGCAAAAUAAUUGAGCGUGACACAAGCACAGGAAAUGUGACCAUACCAUUGUCCACUGGAGAUGCAUUUCCCAGAGUUUUUCACAGGUCUGAAAUAAAAACUGAGACAAAAUCAGAACCUGGAAGGAAAAGUAUCUUUUCUCAGAAGAUAGCUGCUAAGAGAGCAGCUGAAGUGGCUCAGGUGUCCCCUCCAGCUGGGCUGAAAAACACCGAAUGGACAACUCCAGAAGCUGCCCCUCCUCCCAUGGUCUUGGAGGCACAGCUCUUUAGAAUGGAGGAAGAAAAGUCUGUUGGUACUUUGCAUAUUCAGUGGCCUCGUUUUAUCACUGGUGAGGGUCUUGGAAGCCCAGCUGGUGAACAGGAGAUUCAGAAAAUCCAUGAGGAAAACUUGGAGAGACUGCAGUCUAUGUCCAAGGAAGAGAUAUUGAAAGAGCAGAAGCGACUACUGGAUCAAUUAGAUCCCAGUUUAGUUGCUUUCUUAAAGUCACAACGUGGUCUUGACACGAGUCAGAAAGGAGAAGAAAAAAUGGAACUAGAGAAGGCAGAAAAGCUUGUGCAUUCAGAAACAUGGUCCAAAUCCCAGCACGAGGGAAAGGAAAUCGUGGAAGCUCCUUCCUUACAGGAGCCAGCAAUGGAUGAAGAGUCAGACACAGAAGACUUGCGCGGAACUGAAGCCUUUGCAAGAAUGGAUGUCGCAGGUGGUGAUCUUCCUCUGAAACCUCGGAAAGAAUGGCUUCACAUGGACAAUGUGGAGUUUGAGAAGCUGGAGUGGAUGAAGGAUCUUCCCCAUCCUCAGCAGAAGAAAACUAGAAAGGGGAUGCAAGCACGCUUCAGUCUGAAGGGGGAACUUAUCCCUCUGGGUAAAGACUUCCCAACGCAUCUGGGCCUGCACCAUCAUGGAGAAGAAGCAGAACGGGCUGGCUAUUCACUCCAAGAGCUCUUCCAUUUGUCUCGCAGCCAGGUCAUUCAACAGAGGACUCUGGCUUUGCAUGUGCUUGGUCAUGUUGUCCAGAAGGCCAAGGCAGGAGAGUUUUCUUCCUUGUUGAAGGGAAGUGUUCUCCGUGUACUGCUUGAUGCUGGUUUCCUCUUCUUGCUUCGUUUCUCCCUGGAUGAUACAGUGGACAAUGUCAUUGCAGCUGCUAUCCAUGCCCUCCAUGUGCUGUUGGUUUCUCCAGAUGAUGAGGAGUAUCUUGACAAGACCUUCUCAUGGUACCAGGGAAUGGCUGUAUAUCCUUUUAUCCCAAACAAAGAAGAUGAAGAAGAAGAGGUGGAGGAGGAAGACAAUGACAAUGAACAGACUCUAAUGGAAAAGAAAUUACGAAGAAAAUCAAAGGAUGAGAACAAGCCAGACUCAGAAGUGGCACGAUAUGAUGUUAUAAAGGGACUUCUGAAGACCAAGAUUCUUCACCGCCUGAGAUACAUUCUUGAAGUCAUGCGACCUGUUCCUUUGGUAGUUCUGGAGAUUCUAGAUAUUCUCAUCCGCAUAGCAAGGCACUCUACAGAAGUAUGCAGUCAGAUCCUUGAUUGUCCUCACUUGAUUGAGACUGUUGUCAGAGAGUUCAUCCCUACCCAGUGGGAUUCGAGAGUAGCUGAACCCGGGCAAUUGCUUGCUACUGUUCAUGGAGUUCCAUGUGCUGCUGCUAUGAAACUGAUUAGAGUUUUGGCCUCUGGAGGGCGAAAUGCAGCUGCGAGGCUGCUUAAUAAGUAUGAUAUGAAGAAUCGGAUGAGUCGAUUCAUAGCUGAAGAUCCCAAAGAGCUUUCUCUGAGGAGAGAGGAAGCCAUAAGGCUGUGCACUGAAGCAUUCCGCCUGUGGGCUGUGGCAAGUGGCUAUGGUCAGGCCUGUGAUCUCUACAGGGAUCUCUAUCCUGUGCUCGUGAAGAUGAUCCCAGCCCUGUCCCAUUUGGUGAAGAGUUGUGAGGAGAAUAAAUCUAUAUAUAACCUUUCUAUUGAGAGAGCCACAGCCAUGGUGACAUUGCUUUCCCAAAUAACACAGACUGCGGGCUGCAGAGCAGAACUACAGGCCCAGCUCAGCAGGAGUGGGCCAGAAGAUGGAGGCCAGAUUCCUCCUCCACCAGUCUCCUGGAAUCAGGUGUCAGGGUUCAGAUCCCUGAUUGAAACUAAUUUGAAAAAAUGUCUGAAAGAAAUAUCUGAACUAGAUACCUGGCAGGCACUACAGCCUCUCACAACGACCUAUCUGAUCUACUUGGGGUUGUAUUACAGUAACUACAGUCAGCAGCCGUCAGUAAAUCCUGUGGACUGCUUGGAGGAAGUGGAACGUCUGACGCUUGAGUUGGUGUUGCCUUUCCUCAGCCAACCAGCCAUGCAGACUCAGUGGGAAAUGCUAAGGCCAUGCUCAGUUCUGUGCAAUCCUUUAUCCUAUUCCCCAGCACCAGAGUCUCUCCCCAGUAUUGUGUCUCUGAGUUGCACUGGAGGCAAGUCCCCAUUGAGUUUAGUGGGCUCGAAAUCACCAUUUGCCUUUCUUACUGCCCUCCUUGUCCUUGUCAACAACAUCACUCACAUCCAUAAAGGGCUGAUUGGCAAGUAUGUCUCCGUGCUGGAUUCUAAAGGCCUGAAUGAUUACCUGCUCCAGAGCUGGACCAUUGGCCCACCUUCUAUAUUCCACUCCACAGUGUGGCUCUUGCGCCAUGAAUACCACCUGCAAUAUUUUGUGCUUGCCUUAGCUCAGAAGAUGGCAGCUGCUUGUCCAGAUUAUGGCCAGCAUGCUUCACUGCAUCACUAUGUUGCCAUGGUUUUGUUAAGCCGUUUGUUGCCAGGCAGUGAGCAUCUGGCUCACAAGCUUCUGUUGGGCCUUGCCUUUAAUCCAAAACUGAUUCCUGAAGGCCAAGCUGGGGGACCAGAAGCUGCUGACUUCUCGGACAUCCUGCACCUGGGCACAAGGGCAAAGCUGACACAGCCAGGCUCAGUGGCUGCCAUUUCUCCCCAUCCCAGUCGUGGAGUCUUGCUGAAAGAAGCAUACCAGCAUCUCCCAUUUAUCCAAGCCUGCUACCUCUCUCAUUUUGUUUACUUGGAGCCUGCGCUUGCUCGGUCCAGAGAUGCUUAUCAAGGAAGAACUCACCUUGUCCAAUCCAUGCUUCUUCCUGAGGUCAGAGGACCUAUUCUACCUUCUGAUUGGCCUUUCCUUCCGCUUAUCAGCCUCUAUAACAAAGUGACAGGUGCAGAAACACAGUGGGCUGUUGUAAAUUCCUUUCCAGCAGAUCUGGUGAACAUUGUGACCCGGAACUUGCAGUGGGUCCUCCUCUUGGAGACCUGGAGAGCCAGAAUUCUUCAGGGAAUCUCAGCUGCAGCUAAACUUGCAAGGCUUAUGUGUGUGUUCCUCACUGGCAGUGACUUGUUCUUGGAAGGUGCCGUCCAUUGCUACACAGCUGCUCUUCUGUCACUUUACUGCUGCACAAAAGUCUUGGACUCCUUGAACUUGGAUGCUCCCCUCCCUGGUUUAGCUUCUUUCUAUGACCUCUACAUCAAUCUCUUGGAACAGUUUGAAGGUGUCUCCUUUGGAGACCCCCUCUUCGGAGUCUUUGUGCUGCUUCCCUUACAAAGGCGGUUCAAUGUCCAACUAAGGAUGGCUGUCUUUGGAGAGCAUGUAAGCACCUUGCGGUCCUUAGGAGUUCCACUCCAACAGUUUCCUAUACCUCUGGAACUGUACCUUUCUCCACCUGAGGACAAUCUGAACCUCAUAAGGCAGUACUUCCAGACACUGGUCACAGGCGUCUUGCGGCAGAGCUGGUGUCCAGUACUCUAUGUGGUUGCCGUGGCUCAUGUGAACAGCUUCAUUUUCUCUCAGGAAAGCACCACACAGGAGAUUGAUGUUGCCCGAAAAAACAUGUUGGAAAAGACCUGGCUCUUGGUGGAUGAGGUGUUGAAGAGGCAUCUUCUCUAUUACAAGUUGCCCAACAAGGAUAGUCCAGUAGGGUUUGACCUUCAUGAACAGCUUCCUCCCAUUCGGCUAAAGCACCUGCACACAGUCACUAAGAAGGAGCAUAAAGAGGGCCCACUGCUCUCCGAUUUGUAGCGAAGAAUCUCUACAGCUGGAUGGGGCAAUAAAGGGUAGCAGUGUUAAGCCAGUGGGAGAGCUUGGUGAUCUCCAUGCUGUUUCCCCUGAACAAAAGAAAAAGGAUUUGCUCUGUGAACCUUGGUCUGGCCCAGCCUUCGUAAAGCGAGGAAUAUCUUCCCAUCACCAGACAAUGAAGUUUCAUGGUGGGGAAAAAAUGAAAGAAACAAGUGUAUGUUACUGAGAGAGAACUUUGGCAAGUUGUUUUUGAUAAA
This is a messenger RNA of Eublepharis macularius, 4728 nucleotides long. It is a transcript of the gene RPAP1, whose product is annotated as RNA polymerase II associated protein 1. Gene Ontology annotation, biological process: transcription by RNA polymerase II. Gene Ontology annotation, cellular component: nucleus. The coding region runs from base 125 to 4474 and encodes 1449 amino acids. NCBI's taxonomy places the organism in Eukaryota, Metazoa, Chordata, Lepidosauria, Squamata, Eublepharidae. The transcript has 25 exons. The record is from RefSeq and is a predicted model, not a curated record.